This is a messenger RNA of Chlorocebus sabaeus (green monkey), 6538 nucleotides long. RefSeq names its product ABI family member 3 binding protein (gene ABI3BP). Gene Ontology annotation, biological process: extracellular matrix organization; positive regulation of cell-substrate adhesion. Gene Ontology annotation, molecular function: protein binding. The record is from RefSeq and is a predicted model, not a curated record. Lineage: Eukaryota; Metazoa; Chordata; Mammalia; Primates; Cercopithecidae.
GUGAGUAAGCCCACGGCACAGCUAAGUGCAGCCGCCCGCCUCUGUCACCGGGAGACAGUCCACUUAAAUGCAGCUCCAGGGUUGCGAGGCACCCACCAGCAUCAUUCCCCGUGCGAGGUGGCAAAUGCAACAUGCUCUCCAGCUUGGGGUGCCUACUUCUCUGUGGAAGUAUUACACUAGCCCUGGGAAAUGCACAGAAAUUGCCAAAAGGUAAAAGGCCAAACCUGAAAGUCCACAUCAAUACCACAAGUGACUCCAUCCUCUUGAAGUUCCUGCGUCCAAGUCCAAAUGUAAAGCUUGAAGGUCUUCUCCUGGGAUACGGCAGCAAUGUAUCACCAAACCAGUACUUCCCUCUUCCCGCUGAAGGGAAAUUCACAGAGGCUAUAGUUGAUGCGGAGCCGAAAUAUCUGAUAGUUGUGCGACCUGCUCCCCCUCCAAGUCAAAAGAAGUCAUGUUCAGGUAAAACUCGUUCUCGCAAACCUCUCCAGCUGGUGGUUGGUACUCUGACACCGAGCUCGGUCUUCCUGUCCUGGGGUUUCCUCAUCAACCCACACCAUGACUGGACAUUGCCAAGUCACUGUCCCAAUGACAGAUUUUAUACAAUUCGCUAUCGAGAAAAGGAUAAAGAAAAGAAGUGGAUUUUUCAAAUCUGUCCGGCCACUGAAACAAUUGUGGAAAAUCUAAAGCCAAACACAGUUUAUGAAUUUGGAGUGAAAGACAAUGUGGAAGGUGGAAUUUGGAGUAAGAUUUUCAAUCACAAGACUGUUGUUGGAAGUAAAAAAGUAAAUGGGAAAAUCCAAAGUACCUAUGACCAAGACCACACAGUGCCAGCAUAUGUCCCAAGGAAGCUAAUUCCAAUAACAAUCAUCAAGCAAGUGAUUCAGAAUGUUACUCACAAGGAUUCAACUAAAUCCCCAGAAAAAGCUCCCUUGGGAGGAGUGAUACUAGUCCAUCUUAUUAUUCCAGGUCUUAAUGAAACUACUGUAAAACUUCCUGCAUCCCUAAUGUUUGAGAUUUCAGAUGCACUCAAGACACAAUUAGCUAAGAAUGAAACCUUGGCAUUACCUGCCAAAUCUAAAACACCAGAGGUUGAAAAAAUCUCAGCACGAUCCACGACAGAGACUCCUGAAACAGUUCCAAGAACCACUAAACCCACUACGUCUAGUGCAUUAGAUGUUUCAGAAACAACACUGGUUGUCAGCAAAAGGACCCCGGAAACAUUGCAAACCGUUCUAAUACCUCAGUUUGAAUUGCCACUGAGCACUCUAGCUCCAAAAAGGCUUCCAGAAUUUCCUGAGGCAAAAACACCCUUCCCUUUUGAGAAACCUGGGGGCACAUGGGCUUCAAGUGAAAAGCCAUGGACUGUGCCUACAGCUAAAACAUCAGAAGAUUCCAAAGUUCUGCAGCCUCAAACUGCAACUUACGAUGUUUUCUCAAGCCCUACAACAUCAGAUGAGCCUGAGAUAUCAGAGUCCUACACAGCAACAAGUGAUCGUAUUCUGGAUUCUGUCCCACCUAAAACUUCUAGAACUCUUGAACAGCCAAGGGCAACACUGGCUCCAAGAGAAACACCAUUUGUUCCUCAGAAACUGGAAAUCUUUACCAGUCCAGAAAUGCAGCCUACAACAGCUGCUCCCCAGCAAACUACAUCUAUCCCUUCUACACCUAAACGACGCCCCCGGCCCAAACCGCCAAGAACCAAACCUGAAAGAACCACAAGUGCUGGAACAAUUACACCUAAAAUUUCUAAAAGCCCUGAACCUACAUGGACAACACCGGCUCCCAGUAAAACACAAUUUAUUUCUUUGAAACCUAAAAUCUCUCUCAGCCCAGAAGUGACACACACCAAACCUGUCCCAGAACCCCAGACUCUACUGCCAUCACAGUCAACAAUAGGGCCUGAAACACUGGAAACCAAACCUUCAACAACAACAUUAGCACCACGAAAGACCAAAAGACCAGGUCGUCGCCCCCGCCCCCGUCCCCGCCCUAAAACCACACCUAGUCCAGAAGUGCCCAAGUCCAAACCGGCUCUGGAACCUGCCACGAUACCACCGGAGCCCUUGGUGCCCACAACUGCCUCAAAACCAUCUGAGAGACCUAAAACCACACCCAGACCAGAUGCACCUCAAAUUCAGCCUGUCUCUGAGCCUGUUGCAUUUGAAACGGAAGCUCCCUCGAUGACCAUAGUUCCCACCACAGACAUUAAGCCUGUAACUGUGAGAACUGAGGCUCCAGUGACAACAUUAGCUCCAAAAACAUCGCAACGAACAAGAACACGUCGUCCACGUCCCAAACAUAAAACCACGCCACGCCCAGAGACACCGCAGACCAAACUAGACUUUGGACCUAUUACUCCUGGGACAUCUUCAGCUCCAACAACAACAAAAAGAACCCGUCGUCCACAUCCCAAACCUAAAACCACGCCCCAUCCAGAAGUACCUCAGACUAAACUGGUUCCUGCCACAAUCCUCGAACCAGUUCUUAGAACUGAGGCUCCAGGGACAACAGUAGCUCCCAAAGUGCCUCAACGAACUCGUCGUCCACAUCCCAAACCUAAAACCACACCGAGUCCCGAAGAGCUUCAGACUGAACUGGUUCCUGCUACAAUCUUUGAACCAGUUUCUCCUAUAAAAGAGGUUCCAGGGACAACAUUCGUUCCUGUUACAGACCUCGAACCUGUUACUUUUAGAACUGAGACCCCUGCAACAACCUUAGCUACCAAAACAUCAAAAAGAACCCGCCCUCCACGUCCCAGACCUAAAACUACACCGAGCCCUCAGGCACCUGAGACCAAACCCGUUCCUGCUACAGUCCUAGAACCUGUCACUCUUAGACCUGAGGCCUCAACAACAUUAGCUUCCAAAACGUCACAACGGACACGUCAUCCACGUCUCAGAACAAAAACCACACCACAUCCUGAAGUACCUGAAUCUAAACCAGUUCCUACUGCAGAGCUCAAACCUGUUACACUCAGAACUGAGACUUGGGUGACAACACAAGCUCCUAAAACAUCACAACGAACUCGUCGUCCACGUCCCAAAACUAAAACCACACCAAGUCCUGAGGUUCCUCAGACCAAACCGGUUCCUGUUACAGAUCUUGAACCUGGUACUCUCAGAACUGAAGCUCCAAAAACCAUGGUUGUUUCUACAGUCCUUGAACCUGAUACUUUUAGAACCAAGAUUCCAGAAACAACAUUAGCUCCUAAAACACAACGGACACGUCGUCCCCGUCCCAGACCCAAAACUACAUCAAGUCCUGAAGUACCUCAGAACAAAUCGGUUUCUGUUACAGGCUUUGAACCUGUUGUUCAUAGUACUGAUGCUCCAGGAACAACAUUUGCUCCCACUGACCUGCAAACUCUUAUUCUGAAACCAGUGACAUCACCAAGCCUAGAAAUGACAGAAAGUCGACCUGUUUCUGAUGUUCUGGAAUCGGUUACAUUUAGUACUGAGUCACCAAAGGAGACUAUAGCACCAGCCAAAACAGACUAUGUAUAUCCCACUGCCAAAGCACCACUCUGGCCAGAGGAGCCAAAGACUGAAGUUGUGGAAUCUGUUACCUAUGUGUCUGAACCACCUGAGACCACACUAGAAACGUCGCCUCUGCCUUCUCAAUCUAUAACCCUACCCAGCCCAGAUGAGCCUCAGACUGAACCCGCUCCCAAGCAGACACCGCGUGCUCUUCCUAAGCCAAAAACAUCGCCACGCCCAAGAAUUCCACAAACACAACCAGUUCCUAAGGGGCCCCAGCGUGUUACUGCAAAACCAAAAACGUCACCGAGUCCAGAAGUGUCAUACACCACACCUGCUCCAAAAGAUGUGCUCCUUCCUCAUAAACCAGACCCUGAGGUCUCUCAGAGCGAACCUGUUCUGCAACCUGUUACCUUUAGAUUUGAGCCACCAAAGACAACAAUAGCUCCUCUAGAGACACGAGGCAUCCCUUUUAUACCCAUGAUUUCCCCAAGUCCUAGUCAAGAGGAACUACAGACCAUUCUGGAAGAAGCAGACCAAUCCACCCAAGAACGUUUCACAACUAAGAUUCCACGAACAACUGAACUGGCAAAGACAACUCAGGCGCCACACAGGUUUUAUACUACUGUGAGGCCCAGAACAUCUGACAAGCCACACAUCAGACCUGUUCUGAAUAGGACAACUACAAGACCUACUAGGCCCAAACCCAGUGGGAUGCCCAGUGGGAAUGGAGUGGGAACAGGAGUCAAGCAAGCACCCAAGCCAUCAGGUGCUGAUAGAAAUGUAUCAGUGGACUCUCCCCACCCCACUAAGAAGCCGGGGACUCGCCGCCCACCCUUGCCACCCAGACCUACACCCCCACGAAGAAAACCUUUACCACCAAAUAAUGUCACUGGAAAGCCAGGAAGUGCAGGAAUCAUUUCAUCAGGCCCAAUAACUAUACCACCCCUGAGGUCAACACUCAGACCUACUGGAACUCCCUUGGAGAGAAUAGCGACAGAUAUAAAGCAACCCACAGUUCCUGCCUCUGGAGAAGAAAUGGAAAAUAUAACUGACUUUAGCUCAAGCCCAACAAGAGAAACUGAUCCUCUUGGGAAGCCAAGAUUCAAAGGUCCUCAUGUGCGAUACCUCCAAAAGCCUGACGACAGUCCCUGCUCCAUUACUGACUCCGUCAAACGGUUCCCCAAAGAGGAUGCCACAGAGGGGAAUGCCACCAGCCCACCACAGAAUCCACCCACCAACCUCACUGUGGUCACCGUGGAAGGGUGCCCCUCAUUUGUCAUCUUGGACUGGGAAAAGCCACUAAAUGACACUGUCACUGAAUAUGAAGUUAUAUCCAGAGAAAAUGGGUCAUUCAGUGGGAAGAACAAGUCCAUUCAAAUUACAAAUCAGACCUUUUCCACAGUAGAAAAUCUGAAACCAAACACAAGUUAUGAAUUCCAGGUGAAACCCAAAAACCCGCUUGGUGAAGGCCCGGUCAGCAACACAGUGGCAUUCAGUACUGAAUCAGCGGACCCAAGAGUGAGCGAGCCAGUUUCUGCAGGAAGAGAUGCCAUCUGGACUGAAAGACCCUUUAAUUCAGACUCUUACUCAGAGUGUAAGGGCAAACAGUAUGUCAAAAGGACAUGGUAUAAAAAAUUUGUAGGAGUGCAGCUGUGCAACUCUCUCAGAUACAAGAUUUACUUGAGCGACUCCCUCACAGGGAAAUUUUAUAACAUAGGUGAUCAGAGGGGUCACGGAGAAGAUCACUGCCAGUUUGUGGAUUCAUUUUUAGAUGGACGCACUGGGCAGCAACUCACUUCUGACCAGUUACCAAUCAAAGAAGGUUAUUUCAGAGCAGUUCGCCAGGAACCUGUCCAAUUUGGAGAAAUAGGUGGUCACACCCAAAUCAACUAUGUUCAGUGGUAUGAAUGUGGGACUACAAUUCCUGGAAAAUGGUAGAUGCUGCAAAGUUACCUUCUGUUUCAUCAUGGCAAACAAAAUCAUUGAAAAUACUAUGUCACAUUCAUUCAAAGCUAUUUUGUUUACUAUGUAUAAAAGUCUACAAUCUAAUAGCAAUACUAGAUGUUUAUUAUUAGAAAAGAUUGCUGAGAGUAUUUAUCAGGUUUUACAAAGUCAUUUUAAGAAAGCAAGAUAUUGAUGUUAACAGAAUAACAUUUUUGGGGAAGCUGGCUCCCUAUUCAUGGUAUUUUAAGAGAUCGUUUGUAUAUUAUUUAUCACACUGUUGUAAUGAUGUUUUGAGAUACUUUUAUAACAAAAUUAACAUCAAAAAAGGUAUAUACUUUUUAAAAAUAUUUACUUUUAUUGAUGUGUACUCUUCCUAUUGACGAGUUAAUUCCAUAAAUCUCUACUUAGUUUAACUUAUUGGAUCAAAUUAUCUUCAGCAUAUAUAUCUGGGGAAAAAAGGUCCGAAUUUUCACAUUUAUAUUUAAACUUCAAUUUUUUUUAGCAACAGCUGAAUAGCUUUGUGGAGGAGUAUAAUAGUUACACAUUCAUGCUAAUAAAUAUACAUUUCCUUUAAACAUCCACAAAUUCUUAAAAAGACUGAAUCAGUAAAUUUCAUUUCAGCUAAAAAUGAAGUCUAAUAUAUUGUUUCAAAAGAUACAUUUUUACACACCAUAAAUGUUACAAUAUCUGAAUAUGCUUUAUCAAACUAUCCCUUUAUGCAAUUGUCUUCAUAUUGUUUUUAUGAUUCUAAUCAAGCUGUAUGUACAGACUGAAUGUGAAGUCUGAGCACAAAAAUAAUGCACGAUGAGAUCGCCUACCAUUUUAUAGGAUAUUUACUAUGUAUUUAUACGUUAAGACCUCUAUGAAUGAAUGUAUCAGAGAAUGUCUUUUUAACUGUUUAAUUCAAUCUGUAAUAAAAAUCUGACUCAUUUCUAUUAAAAAAGUAUUUUCCUUUAGGUGGGGAAUGGGAAUCCUUGCUGCACUGUUGCAGUCAUUCUGAAAGGACCUUUCCCUGUACUUACCUUUCAACAUGCUUCAAUCUUAUCAAUGCUACAUUUUGUAUUUUUCAAAUAAGUAUAAAUUCUGCAAUAAAGAGAUGAUGUAAUUUUUUUUAA